AUGGAUGGUACCGAAGGUUUAGUCAGAGGUACUGCUGUCACUGAUACCGGUGCUCCAAUUUCUGUCCCAGUUGGUAGAGGUACCUUGGGUAGAAUUAUCAACGUUGUUGGUGAACCAAUUGAUGACAGAGGUCCAAUUGAAUGUAAGGAAAGAAAGCCAAUUCACGCUGAACCACCUUCAUUCGUUGAACAAUCUACUGCUGCCGAAAUUUUGGAAACCGGUAUUAAGGUUGUCGAUUUGUUGGCUCCUUACGCUAGAGGUGGUAAGAUUGGUUUGUUCGGUGGUGCUGGUGUCGGUAAAACCGUCUUCAUCCAAGAAUUGAUUAACAACAUUGCCAAAGCUCAUGGUGGUUUCUCUGUCUUUACCGGUGUCGGUGAAAGAACCAGAGAAGGUAACGAUUUGUACCGUGAAAUGAAAGAAACUGGUGUCAUCAACUUGGAAGGUGACUCCAAGGUCGCCUUGGUCUUCGGUCAAAUGAACGAACCACCUGGUGCUAGAGCUAGAGUUGCUUUGACUGGUUUGACCAUUGCUGAAUACUUCAGAGAUGAAGAAGGUCAAGAUGUCUUGUUGUUCAUUGACAACAUUUUCAGAUUCACCCAAGCUGGUUCCGAAGUGUCUGCUUUGUUGGGUCGUAUUCCAUCUGCUGUCGGUUAUCAACCAACCUUGGCCACUGAUAUGGGUCUUUUGCAAGAACGUAUUACCACCACCAAGAAAGGUUCUGUUACUUCUGUCCAAGCUGUUUAUGUCCCAGCCGAUGAUUUAACCGAUCCAGCUCCAGCUACCACCUUCGCUCACUUGGAUGCCACUACUGUCUUGUCUAGAGGUAUUUCUGAAUUGGGUAUUUACCCAGCUGUCGAUCCAUUGGAUUCUAAAUCCAGAUUAUUGGAUGCUACUGUUGUUGGUCAAGAACAUUAUGAUGUUGCCACUGGUGUUCAACAAACUUUACAAGCUUACAAGUCCUUGCAAGAUAUCAUUGCUAUUUUGGGUAUGGAUGAAUUGUCCGAAGCCGAUAAAUUGACUGUCGAAAGAGCUCGUAAGAUUCAAAGAUUCUUGUCCCAACCAUUCGCUGUUGCCGAAGUUUUCACUGGUAUCCCAGGUAGAUUGGUUAGAUUACAAGAUACUGUUAAAUCUUUCAAAGAUGUCUUGGAAGGUAAAUACGAUCACUUGCCAGAAAAUGCUUUCUAUAUGGUUGGUGGUAUCGAAGAUGUUAUUGCCAAAGCUGACAAAUUAGCUGCUGAAUCCAACUAA
Molecule: messenger RNA, 1248 nt
Organism: Candida tropicalis MYA-3404
Lineage: Eukaryota; Fungi; Ascomycota; Pichiomycetes; Serinales; Debaryomycetaceae
Gene: ATP2
Product: F1F0 ATP synthase subunit beta
Exons: 1
Coding region: 1-1248 (415 amino acids)
Biological process (GO): proton motive force-driven mitochondrial ATP synthesis
Molecular function (GO): ATP binding; proton-transporting ATP synthase activity, rotational mechanism; ATP hydrolysis activity
Source: RefSeq, a predicted model, not a curated record